AGUCGCAAGCGUGUUCUCCAGUUCCCUCCAUGGCUGACGCCGCAGCGCAAGUUCUGGGACACAUCCACGGGUUGCACCACGACUUCUCCAAGACUCAAGCGCACAGCGAAUGGCUGCAGCGCUUUCAGCAGUCACAGGAGGCAUGGAUGGUGGUGCAUGGAUUGCUCAGCUCCCAGAGUGAAGAGGUGGUGCUGUACUUCGCCUGCCACACGAUCGUGUCAAAGCUACAGGCCGGCCAGCUACCUCCAGAUCUCAAUGCUUGCAGACAAGAGCUGUACAGCUGCCUGGCCAGGUUCCGCAGCGGCCCGGCCUCCGUGCGCCGGCAGCUGGUGAUCGCGGUGGUGGACUGCCAGCUCUGGCGCCCCGCGGUGGAGGACCCUCAGUGGCUCACGGAGACCUUGCAGCAGCUCUCCGGAGGGGAGGCCAUGCUUUGCUUGCUGGAGCUGCUUGCAGCCAUUCCGGAGGAGGCCGCCAACCGCAAGGUUAUGGUGGGCGCCGAAAGACGGUCCUCAUUCGCCGCGAGCAUGCUGGUGCACACCAACAUGGUCCUGGAUGCCGCCUGCAAGGCCGCCCAGGCCCAUGAGGCGACCGCCAUCCUGGCGUUGCGCGCCUGCGCGAGAUGGCUUCACCUGCAGCACGCCAGCCCCAGCUUCCGGGCGCAGAAGAAGGCCGCGGCCAGCGGGGGGAAGUACUGCGCGGAGCUGAUCCGCCAAGGCGGCCUGCACGAGAAUCCGCUGGUCCGGCGAGCGGCCCAGGUGGUGGCGGCCACAGGCAGCCCCCAGACCGCAUCGCUGGAGCUCUGCCGCGCCUGCGCGGACCUCCUCAGCGAGGCCAUGGCCCUCACCAACGAGGUGACCGGGCCCAGUGGCCAGCUGUUGCUGCAGAUCAUCGAAGCCGUGGUCACAGGCAGUCGUCAAGUCUUCCAGCAGGCGGAGGGCUACCUGGUGAAGUGGAUGGAGACAGACUCGGAGCUCGCUUCUACAGUGGCGUUGCUGGGCCGGCUCGUGGCGGAACUGGGUGGGCCCUUCGUGCGCUUCGUGGUGGGUGACGGCAUCGCGCCUGCGGUGUGCGACCACCUUUCCACGCUGGCGCAGCACUUUGUGCGAUUGCGACAUACGGAUGUGGCCCGAUGCGGACUGGACUUUUGGUACCAGGGCUUGGCCGUGCACCUGGGAGCAGAGGCCAUCGAGGACGAUCCCUAUGACGAGGAGGGCAGUGGCCAGGCCCUGGGCCUCCGGGACCCCGACCUGGAAGCCCAGCGACGGAGCCUCGAGAGGCCGCUGUUGUCGCCUCACAUUGAAGCGAUGGUGCAGGCGCACUGGCAGUCGGUGCGCUACCCCGCCGAGCCGGAGCAGGAGGCCAACUUCGAGUGGGAUGACUUUGUGCGGUUCCGGGAGCUGUGCAACAUCAACAUCACCGAGGCCUGUGUAGUGGUCACGCCCCGCUGGAUCAUCGAGUACAUCGGUCGGGUGCUGGAGGAGAUCUGCAAGCAGAACCCGAUCCCAUGGCAGGACAUCGAUGCGUGUGUCUUCGUGCUGACGGGUGUGGCCUCCCGUGCACCGGCGGGCCAGGACACCGUGAUCCCGCGGCUCAUCGAACUGCUGCCGCAGCUACCGUACCCCUCGGAGGGGCUGAAGGCGCUGCUGCUGCGCAGCGCCGCCUCGCGGCUGGUGCUCUUCACCUCAGGCUACCUGGCGCUCAACCCGGCGCCCUGUAAGGAGAUCUUGCGGUUCCUGGCCCUGCAGCACCUCCCAGGGAUUCUGCCCUUGAAGCCUGCCCAGGACCCCGACGUCAAGAAGUACUGCGAGUCUUUGGCCUGCGACGCCAUGAAGAUGGUGAUGACGGCGGCGAGGAAGACCAUUGUGGCGGCGGACGGGGGCACUUUGUGGAAGGAGGUAGUGAACGCAGUGAUUCCUCUGGUCUCGGAGAGUCGCUUCAACGUGGACUGCCGCGCCCAGCUGGUCUUCGGCAUCGGUCAGGUGCUCUCAGUGCUGCAGGACUGGAACGAGCUGGAGCAUGCGCUGAGCAUGUUCGUGUCUCGCAUGGAGGUGCCCAUCCAGCCCAUCCUCGGCAGCCUGCCAGCUGAGCCGUUGGGAUCCCGCGCGGUGAAGACCACCCGGGACGGCAAGGCGCCGGUGGAGCUGAAGUUGUACAUCGCCUCAGUCUCCAGCGUGUACAACAUGCCGCCGCGGGAUCCCUUGCUUGGCCCAGCAGACCACCACCCAGUUCUGGGUGUGGUGGAGAAGCACUUCGCUACCAUUGAGCGUGUUUGCAUCCACCAUACCCACUACGAGGAGCUGAUGGAGCAAGUCUGCUUGGCCUUCAGCUAUAUCUUGGGCUUCUCUCGGGAGUACGCACCCACCUCCGCGGUGUUUGUGCCCAUGAUGAAGCUCAUGGCCAGAUGCUGCGAGCAGCACCCGCAGCCCUACUACAUGGGUUUGGUGCGGAACGCGAUCGGCUUCUUCGCCUCCAACGCGGAGAAUCAGAUGGAUGCGGUGCUGGUGGACCUCACAGGGCUCUUCAUUGCCCCGGUCGCGCGGAACCUCUCCGGAGGAAGUGUCGCAAUCGCGCCGCCCAUCAGCGCGGCGGCCUACGAGAUGAUGGCGGAAGCUGUGAGGCACUGGAACCUCUCGCUGCUGGCCAUCAAGUCCACGCAGUGGAUGCCAGAAGUGCUCGACUGCACCAUCGAGGCAUUGCCGGGGCUCACGGAGGGCCAGGCGAUGUACGAAAGGACAAUUACGGCGAUGAUGCGGUUCAUCCGGAACGUGCUGCUCUGGGGGGAUCCGGAGACCGCCAAGGGGGACAACGCCCCGGAGUUGCUGGAGCUUCAGAAGCAAGCGCAGGGCAUCAUGGUGGAGCGGCAGCUGGCCCGGGGUACUGCCCUGCCCCGGCUGAUCAAGAUCCUGGCCAUGUUGCUGGUGGUUGCUGCGCCCAACAACCCCAGCCGUGGCGAGGUGGUGCCAACCGUUGCUGAGGUGUACCGAACUCUACUCAUCGGCCCGUUCGAGUACCUCUCCUCCCAGCAGAUCCCGGCGAGCUUUCGGCAACUGCCUCCUCCCUGCAAUGAGGCGCUGGUGGGUGAGCUGGGAGCUUAGAAGUUGGGUCGCGAGGUCCCAAGCUGGUUUGGCCCAAGCUGCGAACCGCGGCCUUGAGGCAUGAUCCCCAGAAGGUGUUGCAGCAGCUGAAGAUGGAGAAAGGAGACUCUAGAAGAUUUACGAAGACCAUCAUCAACGUGGCUGAGCGUUUCGCUGCCACAUUGAAGAGGGCUCCGGUUUAAUUAGACCGAUCUGACACGAAGA
This is a messenger RNA of Effrenium voratum, 3299 nucleotides long. The record is from the annotation of a GenBank genome assembly. NCBI's taxonomy places the organism in Eukaryota, Dinophyceae, Suessiales, Symbiodiniaceae.